GUGCCUCCCCACCGUCAUUCGCAAACGAGGAGAGGAGGAUACUAGAGCUCACGGCGGUGUUAAGAAUCGAGACUAAAACACUUCUCGCUUGGACUAUUUUCUUCCUUUGUUGAGGAAUAUGCUCUGACACUGUGCUGGUUGCUGGGAUUACCUGGAACACAUUUAAUUCGACGGGAAAACGUGCGUUUCCGCCUUUAACAUAUUAUCGAGGAGAACAAUGAAACGGCAAGUACUGUUUUUCAUCUCGGUGCUUUUCGUCGGUCCUGCGCUCGGCCAGGUCACCUACUCCAUCAACGAGGAACUGCCAGUGGGUUCCCUGGUCGGGAAUGUAGCGGACGAUUUGGGUUUAGACGUGGAGAGACUUAAAUCACGUAAUGCCCGUGUCUACUUCGGUGAUGGCAGAGAAUACAUUGAGCUGAAUAAAGCCAGGGGAGUCCUCCUCGUCAGAGAGAGAAUAGACAGAGAAACGCUCUGCGGACAGACGACGCCUUGUGCUCUGCACUUUCAAAUUAUCUUAGACAAACCCAUUGAAUUUUACAGGAUAAUCGUUGAGAUCGUAGACAUUAAUGAUAAUCCCCCCGCCUUUGAGAGAGGUGAUAUUAAAUUUAAAAUAAGCGAGUCUGCUGUUACCGGAUCGAAGUUUGAUUUGGAAGGGGCGGUGGACUUGGAUGUUGGAAUCAAUGGUCUGCAAACCUACCGCCUGGAACAGACUGAUAAUUUUGAUCUUAAACUGCACAGUCAAGCAGACGGCUCCAGGAAUGUGGAGAUGAUUUUGAAACAACCUCUCGACAGAGAGAAAAAUGAGCACUUGUCUCUAAUAUUGACCGCUGUGGAUGGAGGAGAACCACGCAUGUCCGGGACAAUGCAGAUUAUUAUUACCGUGUUAGAUGCCAAUGAUAACGCACCCGUUUUCACAAAGCCCAUAUACAAAGCUACCGUUGCAGAAAAUUCACCAAAAGGCACAAUCGUGACUACAGUCAGUGCAUCAGAUGCCGAUCACGGAUCGAAUGGAAUAAUAACGUAUUCCAUCAGAAACACUUUAGAUCACGUCAGAGCUUUGUUCGAAGUAAACGAACGCACCGGCGAGGUUAGAUUGAUUGGAAAUAUUGACUAUGAAAAAUCACGAAAUUAUCAAAUAAAUCUACGUGCAAGUGACGAGGGAGGGCUGACAGACACAUGCAAAGUAAUCGUCGACAUUUUAGAUGUGAACGAUAAUACCCCGCUGAUAGAUGUAAUGUCUAAAACAAACGUGAUAUCUGAAGAUAUCAAAAGCCACACUGUUGUAACGAUAAUUAACAUCCAGGACUUAGACGACGGAGAGAAUGGCAAAGUUAAAUGUACAAUAAAUGAAAAUAUUCCGUUCUUAUUGAAGUCGACUGAAAAUAAUUUCUACAGCUUAGUGACAGACAGUGAGUUGGACCGAGAGAGAGCCUCUGAGUAUAAUAUAACAGUGACGUGCUCUGAUGAGGGAGUGCCCUCCCUCUCCAGCAGCGUCACUCUCACCUUACAGAUCUCUGAUGUGAAUGACAACGCGCCUGUCUUUGAGAGCAGCUCAUAUGAGGCCUACAUUGUAGAGAACAACACACCAGGUCUCUCGAUAUUCACAGUGAAAGCCAAAGACGCUGACUGGAACCAGAAUGCCCGAGUUUCUUACAUACUGGAGGACUCCUCUGUUAACGGAGUGCCAGUCUCCUCAUACGUGUCGGUUAGUGCUGAUAGUGGAGUCAUCCAUGCAGUGCGCUCUUUUGACUACGAGCAGAUCAAAGAUUUCCAGUUCCGGGUCAAAGCUCAGGAUGGAGGCUCUCCUCCUCUCAGUAGUAACGUGACAGUGAAAGUACUGAUCCAGGACCAGAACGACAACCCCCCUCAGGUCCUGUACCCAGUCCAGACUGGUGGCUCUCUGGUGGCUGAGAUGGUGCCUCGUUCAGCAGAUGUGGGCUAUCUGGUCACUAAAGUGGUGGCUGUUGAUGUGGACUCUGGACAGAAUGCCUGGCUCUCCUACAAACUGCAGAGAGCCACCGACAGGGCGCUGUUUGAAGUGGGCUCACAGAAUGGAGAAAUCAGAACGAUCCGUCAAGUGACUGAUAAAGAUGCAGUGAAACAGAGACUGACUGUGAUAGUGGAGGACAACGGGCAGCCCUCUCGUUCAGCUACAGUCGUUGUUAACGUGGCGGUGGCGGACAGCUUCCCUGAAGUGCUGUCGGAGUUCACUGACUUUACUCACGACAAGGAGUACAACGACAACCUGACUUUUUACUUAGUGUUGGCUCUGGCUGUAGUCUCCUUCCUCUUCAUCACGUGUCUAGUGGUUAUUAUCUCAGUGAAGAUCUACAGGUGGAGACAGUCUCGCGUCCUGUAUCACUCCAAUCUCCCUGUGAUUCCAUAUUAUCCACCACGUUACUCGGACACUUUGGGGACAGGGACUCUCCAACACGUGUACAACUACGAGGUGUGCAGGACGACUGACUCCAGAAAGAGUGACUGUAAGUUCGGCAGAGCUGGUAGUCAGAACGUGCUGAUCAUGGAGCCCAGUUCUACAGGGACGAUGCAGAGGAUGCAGAGUGAAAAGAGCAUCCUGGAUGAACCUGACUCUCCUCUAGAGGUUAGACUUAGAGCUUCACUGCUCAAACCCAUGUUUGUUUUUUAAUUAUCUUUCAGUGAUGUCAUUCGCAAGGUAUACUUUUCAGUACCUUGGACAGCGAAUUAAGAGUUUUUAUUGUCCUCUCUCUCUGUCUC
This is a messenger RNA of Scophthalmus maximus (turbot), 2736 nucleotides long. RefSeq names its product protocadherin beta-16-like. Gene Ontology annotation, cellular component: plasma membrane. Bases 218 to 2647 code for a protein of 809 amino acids. NCBI's taxonomy places the organism in Eukaryota, Metazoa, Chordata, Actinopteri, Pleuronectiformes, Scophthalmidae. The record is from RefSeq and is a predicted model, not a curated record. Gene Ontology annotation, biological process: homophilic cell-cell adhesion. Gene Ontology annotation, molecular function: calcium ion binding. The transcript has a single exon.